Molecule: messenger RNA, 807 nt
Organism: Wallemia ichthyophaga EXF-994
Lineage: Eukaryota; Fungi; Basidiomycota; Wallemiomycetes; Wallemiales; Wallemiaceae
Product: Branched-chain-amino-acid aminotransferase-like protein 1
Exons: 6
Coding region: 1-807 (268 amino acids)
Source: RefSeq, a predicted model, not a curated record
AUGACAAUCAAUAAACCAAUCCUCACACUAUCUGUACCGAGAUCGACAUCAACAGCGCUCGAGAGGGCGUUUAUACAGCGUACCAAUUGCGUCUGUUUUCAUGAGCCAUUCGGGGAGCCAUACUACUACGGUCCUGAGCGUUUGUCUACGCGCUACACGGACGCACAGCGAGAGCAAUCAGGCCAUGCACACACGACGUACCAGAAUCGCAUCGAUGAGAUCAAAGGGAAGGCUGCUGAGGACCCUACGCGACUGGUCUUCAUCAAGGACAUGGCUAGCUACCUCGUCAAGCCAGAGAUGAUGGCAUUUGCAGGCAUCAACCCGACUGUCCUAUCCGAUGAGCAGCUUGGCGAAUUCAGAUACGCCUUCUUGGUCCGCUCGCCGCGCAAAGCGAUUACGUCGUACUACCGUGCUAUACUCGACAACGACUGCGGCGAUUUUGGCGAUUUUGACCCAGACGAGGCGGGUUUUGCGGAGCUGUUGGCGAUGGUUAAAUACAUCAAGCAUCUCUACAAUGAUUGUCAGAUCGCGCUGAUUGAUAGCGACGACUUGGUCAACGCUCCUGAGGACACUCUCAGAGCGUUUUGUACCUCCCUCGGCAUACCGUUCGAGGAGAACAUGCUCCAUUGGAAGGCACAGCGUAUUGGAGAGUUCGAUAAGUGGAAAGGUUUUCACGAGGACGCGCAGAAUAGCACCGGUUUUAAACCCGUUAAGCGUGAUUCUAUUGAGUUGCCUAAAGAGGUCGAGGACGCUAUCCAGCAUAACGAACCGAUAUAUAACGAGCUCCUCACUUAUGCGCUUAAAUGA